AUUAUUCUAUGCCUUAUUCUAUAUAUUAUCUUAAUUAUUUAUUAUUUACACAUUAUCCAUGAACUAAAAAUUAUAAAUUCUGGGUAUAAAGUUUACAUUUCAGUAAGAUAAUUUUAUAACAAUAUGUAAUUUUGUAUUUUAAUAAUUCAUCAACUUUUAUUCAUUUACUUUUUGUACUGCUGAUGUAUACAAUAUUAUAGUUUCUUAUAAUUAUAUAAAAUGAGUAACAUAUAUAUUCAAGAACCUCCAACUUCUGGAAAAGUGGUUCUCAAGACAUCAUUUGGAGAUAUAGAAGUAGAGUUAUGGUCAAGAGAAGCUCCAAAAGCAUGUAGAAAUUUUGUACAGCUAUGUCUUGAAGGAUAUUAUGAUGGUGUUUUAUUUCAUCGUAUUGUCAAAGGAUUUAUAGCUCAAGGUGGUGAUCCAACUGGAACUGGAGCAGGCGGAGAAUCAAUUUAUGGUCAUCCUUUUAAAGAUGAAAUACACUCACGUCUACGAUUUAAUCGCAGAGGAUUGGUUGCUAUGGCUAAUGCUGGAAAAGAUGAUAAUGGGUCUCAAUUUUUUUUUACUUUAGGCUCUACACCUGAACUUCAAUCUAAACAUACAAUAUUUGGAAAAGUUGCUGGUGAUACAAUAUUUAAUUUGACUAAGUUAAAUGAAACUCUGGUGGAUAAGGAAGAUAAACCUGUAUACGAUCAAAAAAUCUUAAAAACUAUUGUACUAAAUAAUCCUUUCCCUGAUAUUAAGCCAAGAAUUGAAAAAAAAAUUGAAAAAAUUGAAAAAACUUCUAAAAAAAAUGAAAGUAUUGGAGUUAAAAAUUUCAAACUUUUAUCGUUUGGAGAAGAAGCUGAAGAAGAUGAAGAAGAACUUAUUGAUGCUGUUAAAGUAUUUAGUGGUAGACCAAAAUCAACUCAUGAUGUACUUAAAGAUCCUCAAUUAAGUUCAGAGCCUGCUAUUACAGAUGAUUAUCUAAAAGAUGAUAUAAUACCUACCUCUUCUAGCGAUCUAACUUCUAAAAUAAAUGUGGAUGAUGUUCGUUCAAAAUUGUCAUCAAAUGGUAAAAACAAAAAUGUUACUUCAAAACCAAUACACCAAUCAAAUGAAGAUGAUUCUGAUGAUUAUGAACUUGGAAAGGAUUUGAAAGAAGAUAAAAAACGAAAAACAGAGGAAAUUCGUAAGGAAAUUAAAGAAAUUAAAUCUCAGUUAUCAAAAAAGAAAAAGGAUAAAAUAAAGAACCAGGAUACAGAUGAUGAACCGAGUGAACCAAAACUGCCUAUUGAUCCUCUUAAGCAACAGUAUUUAGAAAAUAUAAAAUUUUAUUCUUCUAAAAAACAUGAAAUUCUUAAAAAAGGUUCAAGUAGAGAAGAUUUUUCUCUGAAGCUUUUAGAACAGUUUAAAAGUAAACUGCAUAGUGCUAUGCAAUCAAAGGAUGAAACAAAAUCUGAAGAAGAUGAAGAUGAUUGGAAAAGUCAUCCUCUUCAAUUUGAAAAGAAAGAUGCUGUACUAGCAAAAGAUGCUAAUAAAAAAGAUGAUGAUUGGUUUGAAAUAUAUGACCCAAGAAGUGCUCUUAACAAAAGGAAACGACAACUAAAUAGAACAGAUUAUAAACAAGAUAAAGAUAAAAAAACUAAAUUUUAAAAUAAAAAAUAAGCAUAGAAUAAAUUGUAUUUUCUAUA
Molecule: messenger RNA, 1673 nt
Organism: Sipha flava (yellow sugarcane aphid)
Lineage: Eukaryota; Metazoa; Arthropoda; Insecta; Hemiptera; Aphididae
Product: spliceosome-associated protein CWC27 homolog
Exons: 9
Coding region: 220-1635 (471 amino acids)
Biological process (GO): protein folding; protein peptidyl-prolyl isomerization
Cellular component (GO): catalytic step 2 spliceosome
Molecular function (GO): peptidyl-prolyl cis-trans isomerase activity
Source: RefSeq, a predicted model, not a curated record